This is a messenger RNA of Mesorhabditis spiculigera, 840 nucleotides long. The record is from the annotation of a GenBank genome assembly. Lineage: Eukaryota; Metazoa; Nematoda; Chromadorea; Rhabditida; Rhabditidae.
AUGAAGGCGAUUUUCUUCGUUGUGCUGGCAGUAUGUGCCGGGUCAGCCCAGGCAAACUGGAUGAAGCUGCCGUCCCUCAUCAUCCGCGAAACCCAACAUCUGAUGAACUUUGAUAAGCUUCCAGCGCCCAUUAUCGAAGACAACGAACCGGAAAGGGCAAUCGAUGAGCCAGUUUUUAGAGGGGAUCUGGAGAAAGUACGUGUGAUCAGCUCUGAGGAUCUUCGCCUCAGCUCGUCGGCCGAGGAAGGGGUGAUGGAAGAGAAGGUACACUUGUCGCCACCAAAGGAGUUCGUGCCCAACAAGCUUCCUUCUCCAAUCGAUGAUAUGGAUCACCUGAAUCGCGAUGGGAUCGAGGCCGACGGGAAGUGGGAACCAUCGUUGGACACCGAGGGUCAGUACGAGACUUAUUCAAAGGACGUAUUUUGGGGUGAGGACGAGGCCGGGAAAGAGCGACCAUCGUAUAUUGGGGGACUUCUGAAGUCCGAAAAGGCUGCUGUACUCAAGCUCUCCCAAAUGGAGUGGGAAUCCCCCGACUACGAUUUCGAUGCCCUUCCGGAGGCUUUUGACUGGCGUAACGUGAACGGAACGAACUACUGCUCGCCUAACCGCAAUCAACACAUCCCGGUGUACUGCGGCUCGUGCUGGGUGUUCGGCACCACUGGAAUGCUGAACGAUCGAUUCAACGUUGCUAAGAAGGGACGCUGGCCAAUGACGAUGGUAUCACCCCAGGAAAUCAUUGACUGUGGUGGAAAGGGAAAUUGUCAGGGUGGUACGGUAGGUGAUGUGUUGGAGCAUGCACAGAAAAAUGGGCUCGUCGAGGAGGGAUCCUGCUGGAAGCGC